AUGGACGCUCGAUACCACCAAUGGUGUUCGAACUAUAUGCGCUCUAGUCCAUGCGGUCUAUACUGCUUCUACAAUGGCUCAGGUGAAAAUGGCGACGCCAUAACAUGCUCGGAGGCGCAUGGCUAUGCCAUGCUCAUUGCCGUGCUUCACGGAAAUCAGAAUGACUUUGAUGGUCUCUUGUCUUUUUUCUUGUCAUUCCGAAACGGACAUGGCCUCAUGAAGUGGCAAGUUCGCCAGAACGGCUCAGGUACCCUCUAUGUUGACGAAGAUGCCAACGACUGUGCGACUGAUGGCGACAUUGAUAUUGCGACUGCCUUGUUCCUUGCUAGCCGCAACUGGCCUCAAGGCUCUUCCUCGUUUCCUGCUGGUGCAUACGGCUACGAAGCCGCUGCACUGAGCGACGCGGUUCUCGCCCACUGCAUACAUCCUGAUCUGAAUGUGCCGCUGCUGGGCGACUGGUGCUGCAAGGAUGACAAAGAAAACUGUCGCCUGUACGACUCGACGCGCAGUUCAGACUUUAUCUUGUCGUCGUUCCUACUCUUCCACAUGAAGCAUCCCAACCCCCAGUCUCGGCAGCGUUGGCAAGAAGUGCUGGAGUCGACGCUACAGGUGGCCAUUUCACAGCUUGCGCUAUACCCUCGUUCUGGUUUGCUUGCCGAUUUUCUCGUGUAUGACAAGCGUCACGGCUGGCACCCAUCUAAGGGCAAGCAUCUUGAGUCGAAGUAUGAUGGCGAGAUGAGCUGGAAUGCGUGCCGCACUCCGUGGCGCCUAGCCCACUACUACGCUGUCACUGGUGACCAGCGCAUUCUGCCUCUCUUGCAGACAAUGCACCAGACUCUUAUGCGCUGCAACUUCCCCUCAGUGCCUGCGGGUAUUCGCGUCCGUGACGGCAAGGCGCUGGUAGACUACUCGGAGCGGGCUUUCAUCGCCCCCGUCGGCUAUCUGUCCUACGUUUUAGGCGACAGCAGCUCACAUCUAGCUGCUAUUCGUGCGAUGGAUGAUGAAGAACCAGGGUACUUUGGCGACUCCAUCGACUUGGUUAUUGCUGAAGAAGCCAUGGCCGCUUCGACGUGGCUGUCAUAG
This is a messenger RNA of Malassezia restricta, 1083 nucleotides long. RefSeq names its product glycosyl hydrolases family 8. Bases 1 to 1083 code for a protein of 360 amino acids. Gene Ontology annotation, molecular function: hydrolase activity, hydrolyzing O-glycosyl compounds. The transcript is spliced from 3 exons. Gene Ontology annotation, biological process: carbohydrate metabolic process. NCBI's taxonomy places the organism in Eukaryota, Fungi, Basidiomycota, Malasseziomycetes, Malasseziales, Malasseziaceae. The record is from RefSeq and is a predicted model, not a curated record.